CAAUCGUAUCAAGAAGAAGAAGAAGAAGCAGCAGCAGCAGCAGCAGCACACGUGAGAUGAGAUGAAGCGCUUGUAAUAGUUUCCUUGGGCUUUCUAUGAUUGUGUUGUAAAUGUCUGUAGUGUGUGUGAACUCCUGCGGCUGGCUGCUGGACUCCUGCUCUCUCAUCGAUGAAGGUUUGCAGCGCUGUGUUUCUUACUGUGAUGGCCUUGAUAAGCCAACACACUUCAGAUGCUGUUUCAAGAGGGAGUAUUUUAAUACAGUCAGACCCCACGUUCAGAUUCAACAAAACACUGACAUCUCGACAAGCACUGCAAAACACAGCAAUGGUGAACAUGCAAAGAUUGAUCUGCAGACACGAAAGAAACGAAAGAGAAAGCGGCGUGAUCUUAAUACAGGGGAGUUAGAUGCCAAUAUUUAUCAUGGAAAGAUCAGGCUGGUGGUUCUGGAGGGCUCUCUGGCUCUUUUGGAAGCUGGACGUCAGUGUGGAUACUUGACAGAAGUUUUGACCACACCACCUUCUGAAUCUAUGCCAUCACACGAGUGCAGGCUAGCUGCGUUAUGUGAUAUGGCCAAGCAGCUCCCGUUAACAGAUGAGUCUCUGAUGGCACCAGUGCAGACAUUGAAUAGAGAUGGUCUGGACCCAUCAGUGGAUCUGUUCUCAAACAUCACUGAAAACCCAUUCGACUGCGCUUAUGAGGUCACGCUGAUGAAGGAGAAGUAUCUUUUGCCGCCCCGCAGCCGUUUCCUGUUGUCUGACAUCACACGUAUGCAUCCACUUGUCAACAGUGGAGACAAAUUUGACCUUAUAGUCCUUGAUCCACCAUGGGAGAACAAAUCUGUCAAAAGAAGCAACAGAUACAGCUCUCUGCCCUCGUCUCAGCUCAAGCAGCUUCCUGUGCCAGCUCUGGCUGCUCCAGAUUGCUUGGUGGUGACGUGGGUAACUAACCGGGCGAAGCACCUGCGUUUCAUCAAAGAAGAGCUCUACCCGUUCUGGGCGGUUGAAGUGCUGGCAGAGUGGCUGUGGGUGAAGGUGACCCGAACGGGAGAGUUUGUGUUUCCUCUGGACUCGCCGCACAAGAAGCCUUAUGAAGUGCUGGUGCUCGGCAGGCAUCGGUCUGGCACUGACCACACAGUCAGGUCUCCAGCAGCGGAGGAGCUUCCAGAGCAGCGGCUCCUAAUCAGCAUCCCAUCAGUCCUGCACUCCCAGAAGCCUUCGUUAUCAGCGGUGUUAAAGCCCUACAUUAGCCCCGAGCCCAAGUGUUUAGAGCUGUUCGCCCGAAGUCUCCAGUGUGACUGGACCAGCUGGGGAAACGAAGUCAUCAAGUUCCAGCACAGCAGCUAUUUCACCAGAGAGAGAGCCGAAGAGCCGUCCACGACAUCUCAGACAGCGAUUAAACAGUAGCUCACGCUUUCAGUAGAUAUUUCUAAAAGCUUUCAGCUCCCUUCCUUCAGUGGACAUUGUAUGAUUUUAAUAAGUAAGAUGCAGUACAGCUGUGUCUUAAAUCAGAAAAGUGUCUUUUAAUACAACACAGAAACAAUUCUAGAUGUGUCUGUUUUUGGAAACAUGUUUAGUGUGUAUUUGUGUGUCAGAAAUUUUGUGCAUUCUCUGAUAACUUUAGAGGAUAAUUUGUAAGUUUUUGACCAAUGCAUCUGCACUUUGGACACUAAGAGUUUGAAUUUUAUUGUGUCGUGUUGGUUGCAAAGAAUUCGUAUUAAAACGUUCACCUUAAAACCUCUUUCACAUGUGACAUAUGCUGAUAAUUACUAGUCAAAUGUAUAUGAAAAGACCCUCGCAGCUGUCUAAAUUAAGUUGUAGAGUUUGUAUAACAUUUUUUUACGAGAUUUUUAUUAAUAAAUACUUGUUUUAUUUUCCUUGAGACUUUUUUUCACUAUAGAGAAUUUGUCUGAAUGAAUGCAUAUAGUUAAUAAAUACGAGAAAAAACAAACAAGCAAAGAAAUGUGUUUCUGUGGAGCGUGACAUCCUGUCAAUUUAUGUUGAGAUAGAUGGACGUGGACUUGUAAAUAUUAUUGAAAACAAUAAAAAUGCUGUCAGCGUGAUCGACAGGAGAAGAAAAUGAAAUCUCCGAUGCAUGACUGAGAUCCACAGCUUGACAUUUCCUCCCGAAAUAACCCUUGUUAAUGAGAACAGGCUUUUUGUGGAUUCUGCUGCCGUUUUAUUAUAACAAGCGGACAUUUUUCCAUUGUUGUGUCAGUUUCACAGAGAUGUGGCGAAUUAUGAAACCUGUAAGAAUAAAAAUAUUAAUAAUACCAUUUAAAUCUUGGAAAACAGUGUCAACAACAACAAAAAGAAGUCAUGUAAAGCGAUAACUAUUCCUUUCAGUAAAAUGUUUUACUCUAAUAUGCAGAACUGUAAGCUUUUUUAAAACAGACUAAAUGUAAUCAGUUUUAUUUCUUAAAGUUGCCAUUUUCCAAGAUUUUUGUGAGGUUUGCCAACGUUUGAUUGCACCUAUAAAAUAUUAUAAAAAUCAUGUAAUUUGCACAAAAUAACUAAAUAAA
Molecule: messenger RNA, 2518 nt
Organism: Carassius auratus (goldfish)
Lineage: Eukaryota; Metazoa; Chordata; Actinopteri; Cypriniformes; Cyprinidae
Gene: mettl4
Product: methyltransferase 4, N6-adenosine
Exons: 8
Coding region: 111-1403 (430 amino acids)
Biological process (GO): methylation
Cellular component (GO): cytosol; nucleus
Molecular function (GO): RNA methyltransferase activity; site-specific DNA-methyltransferase (adenine-specific) activity; nucleic acid binding
Source: RefSeq, a predicted model, not a curated record